AUGCCGCGCGCGCCGAAUGCUCUGGACGAGGCGCAAGCUGCUGCCCUCCGCGCUCCGCCUGCUGCGCCACGCUCAUCUGCUGGCGGGAGCGGCUCUUCCGCGCCUCCACCCGAGGUCUCGGCGUUUUCUCUCGAGGGCUCGGCGGUGCAAUUUCCGCCUCUGCUUCGGCAAGCGUCUGUGGCUGCUCAAGCGCCCGGCGUUCCUGGCGCGUCUCCGUCACCAACUCUCGUUGCAGCUGGUGCUGGCGGGGCGUCGGGUGAGCGCCAGGACUCAGUCGAGGUCGAUGCUGUCCGGGUUCCUGUCGACUCCGGUCUCUCCGAGCCUUCGAUGUCGAGUCCUCGUGAGCGGUCGUCACCAACCCCCACGAAGCCGUUGGAAGGUGGACGUGGGGUGUCGGCUCGCUCAGAGGAAGGUGCUCCGUCUUCUCCCCCUCAGUCUCCGUCGAGUGUGCAGUCCGAUGACUUAGUCGACCCUGUGUCUGGUCCAACACAGUUUUGCCGAUCAACUUACACGGAAGCCCACGAGCCCGCUCCGCCCGAGCCCUCGUCGUCGGCUCCUGGUGACGACGCUGAGUCCUCGCCUCGCGCGCCGAUCCCUUGGUCGCUUGAGGCAGCACUCGAGGGCCUGAUCGAAGCAAACGUCACUCGCACCGUGCGCCGCUCCGAGUCUCAGUUGGAGUAUCAUCUGGACCAACGGUUGGCAGACCUCGGUCAGCUCAUGAUCGGGCUCGUCCGGUUCCCACUGCUGCGAGUCGACUACGACCUUGACCAGCGUUUGGCUGACGCCCGAAGUCUCAGCUAUGUCGUCCGAGCUGCCUCGCCAGACGCCUUGCCGCGUCCCCUCGGCUGGGGUGAAGAGCUUGACGCCCUACGCCAGGAGAGCGUUAAGGUGAUCGACCACCUGAAGGCCCAAGUUUCGAAGCGCGACUCUUCGCUGACGAGCCGUCACGCUGUCAUCAAGAAGGACCGCCAGAGCUUUCGUGAAGGGCUGUCUCGCUACUCUGACACCCUGAAGAAGUUCCAUGCGUAUCUCCAGCAGUCGAACGAUCAACGCUUCAUCCUGGCGAACCUUGACCUAGGCGAUGACUCGUUAUUGCCUCCAGUACUCAAGGAGUUCCUCCGAGACUUCGCCGUCAUGGAUUUCGAGCUUUCGGCUGCGACGGCCCCGCUGAAGCGCCCGCGUGAGACUUCAGAACCAGCGGCUGUCCACCCAUCUCCCAAGGCCAAGACCCAAGACCAGACGAGUCCUAACUCAGAUCGAGACGAGGACUUCGGAGACGUCGGCCUAUUCUCGGAGGGCUCGGACGAUGACGGGCCUUUGGUGCCAUCUUCGAAGCGUCGGAAGAAGCUGGUUGGGUCGACUCCUGCAACUGCCGCGCCGUCCACUAUCCCUCGGAAGCCUGCUCCUUCGAAUCUGAAGUCUCGGCUCGGGCGUCCCUCGAAGCCUCCUGUAAAGAGGAGUACGUCCGUGCUUCGGCGUCCUGCUGGUAGUCGGCCACUACGUCUUCCUGCCGCCUCGACCACGUCGGCGGAGCAGGCAACUGCUUCGAGCUGGACGCUCGCCUCAUCGGCAGCCAUCUCUGAGCUCGGCACCGAGGCGUCGGUUCCCCGCCCUCUGGUCGCGCCGUCGUCUCCGCAUCGUUCGGACGCCUCCACCUCGUCGCUGCCCGGGUCGCGCCGUCUCUCAGACAAGGCACGGGGAGCAGAGGACGUCGUGAACUCUUCGGUGCUGAACUACGACUCUCCUUACGAGGCUUCGGUUGUUAUGCAGUCUCGCAAGGAUGGCCAGCCAGUGCGUUCUGCGUCAACUAUGGCUUCUCUUCAGUCCAAGGUCGCGGUGGAGAGUGAGAACGCCCGUGACGACGUGGUCCUGGCGACUCCCACUGCUGCGUCUUCGCGUGGUGGAUCGCGUCGUAACCCCAAGAAGGUGUCGGCUAAAGGGGCUAAGAUUCAGCUCCGUCAGCGUUCACGAGCCCGGGCCCUUCCUGUUGCUCCAGACGUACCGGCUUCUCGUCCGAGGGUUGGGCCUGUGCAGCCGAGGGCUGGUCUCGUUCCAGUCCGUCAGACUACUGCUCAAGCGCGCCGUGCUGAGGCCUCAUCUCGUCAGGCUGCGUCGACGGCUCGCCGCGACCAGGUUCUUCGCCGCGGUAACUAUGACGGGUCACUCCUGUCGCCUCCGUUCGCGAGUCCUGGAGCAGAGGUGGGUUGGCGGGAGAUCCUGGAAACUCGGACCGUCCCGCCUGUUCCAACGUCUGCCCAAGUCGAGUGUUCGGUUGAAGGGAUCCAAGCUUUCAGCGACUGGACGAAUCCUGAUCACCCCUUCUGGCGAUUUAUUGAGAGUCUCCCCGCCGAGCCUUGCUUGUUCGACGUGACCGACUUCCUUCCUGACGUUCCUAUCUCUAUUUGUGCGACUGGAGUCGCGUUGCUCACGAAGCUGUGGCGUCAGUUUUGUUGUCGAGCGGUCGGUUCAACCGAGAGUCACGAUCUGUCCUUUGCGUUGAACGAGCGUGCGCACUGGGUGUCUCCGGCGGCACGCAACGCUCGGUCCGAUCGCCUCCGCAUUCAGAUCAAGCGCUGGUGGGCCCAACUGCUACCCGAUGCGGAUGGGAAAUUCGACUACACUCCCGAGAUUGGGUUGAGGCGGUCGUUGAAGCUGAUGGCCACGAGCCUUGGCGUAACUGCUGGAUUGCCGAGCACGCACCCCUACAACACCAAGUUCGUACCAUGCAACCCUGGGGCGAUGCUCUUCAUUCCUCGCGGGUUCACUCUCCAGGAGGUGGCGUCCGCAGUUAUCGUCAGCCCGAUGCUCGACCGAAGCGAGGUCUCGGCUCCGUGGAUCCGGGAGUACACCCACUACCACGGCGUUCCCGCUCCUGCUGAGAAACACAAGUCCGUGCUCAGCUCCGGCGACGAAGACAACCAGACCGGGGGCUCGGUUGAGGAGUCGACAUCUCCGUCGGGUCUCCAGCGUCCGGCCGCUGGCUGUGGCCACCUCCAAGUGCUCGCUCACGCCGCUUCCGCGUCGAAGCCGUAG
Molecule: messenger RNA, 3033 nt
Organism: Phytophthora sojae
Lineage: Eukaryota; Oomycota; Peronosporomycetes; Peronosporales; Peronosporaceae
Exons: 8
Coding region: 1-3033 (1010 amino acids)
Source: RefSeq, a predicted model, not a curated record